This is a messenger RNA of Leucoraja erinaceus (little skate), 2941 nucleotides long. RefSeq names its product serine/threonine-protein kinase PAK 4-like. Gene Ontology annotation, molecular function: ATP binding; protein serine/threonine kinase activity. NCBI's taxonomy places the organism in Eukaryota, Metazoa, Chordata, Chondrichthyes, Rajiformes, Rajidae. Gene Ontology annotation, cellular component: cytoplasm. The record is from RefSeq and is a predicted model, not a curated record. Gene Ontology annotation, biological process: protein phosphorylation; intracellular signal transduction; regulation of MAPK cascade.
CGGGUUGAUGUACCUCAAUGUUGAUUCUCCCUGCAAGUAGGAAAUGUUACUCGAGGCGUGCUGAGCUUGAGGGGCUCUAAAGAGGCGGGAAGAAGAAAGAUUCCAACAGGUUUCAAACCACAGGAAUGCCAGUUGACUCACUGCCUGAAGAAAAGACAAACAGGACUUGCAAAUAAACUCCUGUCUAUUGGUGAAUCAGUUGCCAAGUCGUCCCACCUGGAAACGGCCUUCUACCUGUCCCAGUGUCUGAACAAGCAAAGGCAUGCUUCAGGAUAACUACAUUAGGCUUGCACACGGCUCCAGAACACACUCCUACAACCAGGUGUCUCGUGGUCUGCUUCCCGGAGCUCUGCUGCUUCAGCUCGAGAUGUGGAAGAAGAAGAGGAAAGGCCAUCGGGUGGAAAUCUCGGCCCCGGUCAACUUCCAACACAAGGUCCACACCUCCUUUGACCCGCAAGGCCAGCGGUUUGUGGGCCUGCCCAAGCAGUGGCAGGGGCUUGUGGCAGACGUCCUGAAGCGCCCAAAGCCCCUGGUGGAUCGGACCGCCAUCACGCCCGUGGACACCGCGCCGUUGAAGCUCAUUGUUCGGGGAAACUCAUCUGGAGUGAAUAAUAAUCUCCCGGGGCUGGUGUCUGAUCUGCAGGAGCUAUCGGUUGCAAGAUCCAACUCUUUACGGAGAAACACCAUUUGCUUGUCUCAGGGGAAAGAGUGGCCUCUGAAGAAAAUCGAGGAAGCCAAGACCCAAGAAAUGCUAUGCCCUAAUUCCAGGCGACGUUGGAGCAAUAACUUCUUGUUCGGGGACCAGAAAGGGCGGUGCAGAGGGGACAGUGGAAGUUUCACUUCUCGGCUGCAUCUUCCAAAGAGUUCACAUCGGCAGCAAAAUGGCAAUGGGAUUCACGAGACCAAGCCGACCAAGAACCUGACCAUCCCUUCACUGGAAUAUGAGCGGCAGAAGACAAAGUCAACCGGUCAUUCACUUGAACCACAGAACUCCACUUCACCCCCAGACAAAGGAGCACCUGGCUCUCCGCAGGGAGUGAUCAGGGCGAGAUCGGGGAGACGAAACAGUGGCUGGAGACCCAUAUCCUGCUUCUUCAUUCGGUCGAGCUCGAAGCAGCAAAGAGAUCAGGACUCGGGCUUAGGCGACUCACCUGUGCUAUGCGACAGUCAGGAGAACCAACACAAUGCCACUCUAACAACAAGCCCCUCACUGGAUACCUCAGGACCAGUACCUUCAACCAGCCAGAAUCAGGCAAACCAUCAGUGCAGGAGGAAUGGAGGAAUAACAUGGAGCACAGAACAAAGCAAGAGGAGGGGAAGCAGAAAAGAGAAGCCUGAAGCUGCGUCGGCGAGGGAGAGCUUGAGCCGGGAACUGCCGGGCCUGAAGGGAGAGUGUCCGCGCACAUACAGUUCCCUUCAGCACAACCCAGCUCCCCUGGAGCAAGGCCAGGCCGGGCCCACCAGCAGGGUCACCCACGGGCAGUUCAGGGCAGCCAUGGUAACGGUGGUCGACCAGGCCGAUCCCACCGACCAGCUGGAGUCGUUCUGUAAAAUCGGAGAGGGCUCCACAGGCAUCGUGUGUGCAGCCACUGAGAGACACACCGGGCGAAGGGUGGCUGUGAAAAUGAUGGACCUGCGCACACAGCAGAGGCGGGAGCUGCUGUUCAACGAGGUGGUGAUUAUGAGAGAUUACCGGCAUGAGCAUGUGGUCAACAUGUACAGCAGCCAUCUCGUGGGCGACCAGCUAUGGGUUGUGAUGGACCUGCAGGGUGGAGACCUCACCGACAUCAUCCUACGCACCAGGUUGAACGAGCAGCAGAUCGCGACCGUUUGCCAGUCCGUAUUGAAGGCGUUGGCUUACCUGCAUUCCCAGGGUGUGAUCCACAGGGACAUCAAGAGCUCCUCCAUUCUGCUGGCACUUGAUGGGAGGGUUAAGCUUUCAGAUUUUGGAUUCUGUGCGCAAGUAAGCGAGGAGAUCCCGAGGCGGAGAUCGUUAGUUGGAACACCGUACUGGAUGGCUCCGGAAGUGAUUGCCCGGUUACCGUAUGGGCCAGAGGUGGAUAUCUGGUCACUGGGGAUUAUGGUGAUGGAGAUGGUCGACGGAGAACCUCCCUACUUCAGCGACAACCCCGUGGACGCCAUGAAAAUGCUCCGAGACUACCCUGCUCCCAGGCUGAGGCUGGAUCACAUGGUAUCCCCGAUCCUUCGUGAUUUCCUGGGCCGGAUGCUGAUCCAUGAAGUGGAGGAAAGAGCGACGUCGGUGGAUCUCCUCGACCACCUCUUCCUGCUGCAGGCCGGGCCUCCUGACUGCAUGAUGCCUCUGAUCCAGCAGUGUAAUCAGUGGUGACGUGGUGGAGGAGCACACGGUGGAGCUCCGCGGUGCCGCCAACAGCCCCCGGGCGCGGCCCUGAGACGGAGGAGGUGAGCAGCCCAGCUCCCGGCCCUGGGAGAGAUGACCAGGGACUCCACGUCUGGGUCGGGAUGAGUCCAAGCACGAGAAACCGUGUUCCACAGGCCGGGGGAAGGUAGAGUGAACCUCCUGGUCUUUCCUGAGCUUGGUCCAUGUGGAAUGCGGUGGGCGACCAUCCCACUCCAGGAGAUGCAAGGCAGUGGAGACCACCAGGUGACUGGACAGUUGCAACCUUUACUGGAGGGCAUUUGCAUUGGCAGUAAGCUGUUACAGUGAAUAAUGCAGAUGCUCUGGAAGUGAACGCUCUAUGAGGACUGAUUAUAUUGGAACUGUCUCGUUUGUGGUGGACGCCAAUACUUGGAGACUUCCACGGAGAUGGUGUCUAUCACUGUCACUGGGGUACAGCACCUCUGGGACUGUCACUGGUGUAUAGCACCACUGGGGCUCAGACCUCUGGACACUUUGCCCCAAAUAUCAUCUUUCUAAUAAUAAAUUGUGUACUUAAUUAAAUUGCUGAAAAAAAUCUUGCAG